UUCCAUCUUGAUUCAGAUGUUGCUUUAAGCUUAGAAAUAUCAUUGUUUUACUCUCGCAUAUCCAAGGAUCGUGUAGAGCAUAUUUCGAAGCCAGAUGGAUAAAGACAAUUACCAGACGAAGCAUGACAAGUGUAAAUUCUUCUUUCUGCUAAAUGUUCUGCUGGAGGCUGUCGCCAUUGUUGCUGUUGUAUAUUGUACACUCUUUUCCAAUUGUGUGCUGGGCAAUGAAGUCGGAGGCGCAGCGUUCAUAUUCCUAUUACUCAUAUUUUCCGCCUUCAUACCGGAUUUGUUUUAUCUUAUGCUUUCGCACAAAUUGCAUACCUUGGGCAUUGAUCCGCUGGGUGUCAUGUUUAAUUUCAUAAUAGGUGGCUUAUGUGUUUUAAUCGGUAUUAGUCUGAUUAUUAUGGUAUUACUAUGGUACUGUGGCUCCUAUGCGCAAUUCAUAUUGGUAACGGCUGGUGCGUUGAGUGUUUGCUCGGGUGUGUUUCAUUUGAUGAAUGCGUUGAUGGGCAACCAAUUACCGAAAUCAGAGAGGUACUAUAGACAGAGCCAUCGACUCAAAGCACCGAAAGCGCCGAAGCAACCAAAAAAGCCGAAAGAACCAAAAGUGUCUAAAGAACCAAAAGCGUCAAAGGAACCAAAGGCGCCGAAGGAACCAAAAGCACCUAAAGAACCAAAAGCGCGGAAGGAACCGACAACGCAGAAAAAAGUUACAAAGAGUGCACAGAAAUAUGUAAAGAAAGAUGAGAGAAAAGCUGCUAAGAAAAGUGGCCAAACUCGCAAGCAGAUGGUGCAUGAUGCAAAUUUACCGAAAGGUGUACCUUGGGUACUGAUUGUAAUUUAUUUCAUGUGUGGCGCGAUGGAGUUAGCUGGCUUCUUGUGUCUCUUGUUUUAUUUAUCUUCGAUAUGUCUUUUAGGACGCGAAAAUUCUACACGCAUCUGGCUUUCAAUGAAUUGUAUUUUUCCACAAAUAGUACCGGACUUGGUGUUCGCUGUUAGUGGCUUUCGUUUCGUAACUCCCUUCUAUGCACCAGUAGUCGGUGUCUAUAAUAUUGUCGUGGCAAGUCUAUGCAUUUUGUCGGGUAUACUGGCUUUUGCCUCGUUCACAGGCUGUGGAAAUCCCGCUCAACCCUUAGUUCUUCCUGCUGGUUCUGUUGGACUUAUUGCUGGUGGUUUGCAUAUUUUGAUCAUUAAAUUGGUGAUCAAAAAACUUGGUUGAGGUGGCCAAUUUAUUAAAAAAAAACGUUAAUAACGAAAAUAUUAUAUAAGAAAAAAU
This is a messenger RNA of Anastrepha obliqua, 1276 nucleotides long. RefSeq lists its product as uncharacterized. Lineage: Eukaryota; Metazoa; Arthropoda; Insecta; Diptera; Tephritidae. The record is from RefSeq and is a predicted model, not a curated record. Bases 95 to 1219 code for a protein of 374 amino acids. The transcript has 6 exons.